Messenger RNA from Fusarium odoratissimum NRRL 54006, 863 nucleotides. RefSeq lists its product as uncharacterized. NCBI's taxonomy places the organism in Eukaryota, Fungi, Ascomycota, Sordariomycetes, Hypocreales, Nectriaceae. The record is from RefSeq and is a predicted model, not a curated record. The coding region runs from base 134 to 685 and encodes 183 amino acids. The transcript has a single exon. Gene Ontology annotation, molecular function: acyltransferase activity, transferring groups other than amino-acyl groups.
GUGAGACAAAGUCUGACGUGUGAGAUUAUAGUUCUCACUACAACUACCGAAGGAGUUUGCAAAGCAUUUAUAAUUAAACCCUGACUUUUUUAUUUCUUUCUGACGGGCUUCACAUUCAACACCAACAUCCAACAUGACGAAGCCGCAAAUCGUCGUGAAAAUACCCCCAGGCUCCGAUGCGGAGGAUAAAAGUCUCGUAUCAGCCCUGACUGAUAUUGUCAACACGGCCUACACGAAAGCCGAGUCAGAUAUCUUCAUCCCAUCAUACCAACGGACCUCCACCGCUGAAAUCGCCAAAUUCUUAAGCAACGGCCAACUCGCGGUCGCUUACCUCCAACCAAAUAACGAGCCCAUCGGCUGCGUUUUCAUCAAACUCAUAACACCCACCCUCGGAGAGUUCGGCAUGUUGGCACUUGACCCACAGUACCAAGGCACUGGUACAGGGCGACAGCUAGCGGUCUUUGCGGAAGAUGAAUGCAGACGAAGAGGUUGUACGACGAUGCAGCUAGAGAUUCUUGUGCCAAUGACGUUUCAUCAUGAAGGGAAGGCGAGGUUGCUGGGGUGGUAUACGAGGAUGGGUUAUGAGCUUGUUAAGUUGGGGAACUUUGCGGAUGACUAUCCUGAUUUGGUGAACUUGCUUGCUGGACCGACGGAGUACAGGGUUUUUGAGAAGAGUCUUGUGUAAUGAUGAAACUAGCUGUGGUAUGAAUAUAAAAAGGCUAAUGAGUUCAUGAUUGUAGUCUGGCCGCUUUGAUAGUCUCUUCUCGCAGCUGAAGAUCAAGCCGGACAUGUCAAUGUCGGAAUCUAGGUCUUGGCAUGAAUAUCAACAUCAUCCAGAAUAGCCUCAUUUCUCUUCGCAGCCG